Messenger RNA from Lepus europaeus (European hare), 3105 nucleotides. RefSeq names its product syncytin-1-like. Bases 723 to 2465 code for a protein of 580 amino acids. The transcript has 2 exons. NCBI's taxonomy places the organism in Eukaryota, Metazoa, Chordata, Mammalia, Lagomorpha, Leporidae. The record is from RefSeq and is a predicted model, not a curated record.
UAAUAGAAAAACCUGGCGUGUCAGAUAAAAUGUACUAUAAGCCAUGCGCCUGUAACCGCCCUGCCCCCCUCCCUAAUCUUGUAGAAGCCAUGCGCCUGUAACCGCCCUACCCCCCUUCCCUAAUCUUGUAGCUUCCCGUAACAGGGCCCCUUCCCGUAAUAGGGCCCCGCGGGUUUUUCUUGAUUGCGUCAGCACUGCAGUAGCGAAGACAAGCCCUUCCUCUUUCCCAUGCCUCAAUGAUAUAUAGUGAGCAGUUCAAAAAAUAAAGUUGCAGCUUGAUCAGCACUUGUCUUGCUGCCAUCCUUGUGUCUCCUGCCCCUCUCAUUUCUCCUUCUAGGUACUCGACCCCAGUUGCUGUCCCGCAGGUCGGGACAUCUGGCGCCCAACGUGGGGCUCGAGUGUGGCCCUUGGGGCUCGAAGUGCCUGUAAGAUUGGAGAAACGCCGCCUUCCAGGAGGAAAACUUGGAUCCAAGUGAUUGUGCGACCAGCUCGGAACUGCCCACCCGAGAUCAUCAGCAUCGGUCGACGCUGAGGAGCGAAGACGGCGCAAGGAAUAAAAAGACCCGGCUGGACUCUACUGGGACUCAUUACAGGACUCCUUGUUAUUGUCGGUAUUGUUGCCAUUGUUGCUAUUUGUGUAUCUUAUCUUCUCUCUAUUCGCUCUUCCCCUACCACAUUUCCUGAGGGCUCACUGAUUAACCCCUCUGAAGGGCCCUAACAAAAUGUCCCUCUUCCUUGCUCUCCUGAUAAUGGCAAUCUACACCAUCCAUUGGGCUCCACCAGUCUUUGCAGGGUUUGACAACCCUCAGGCCAUUCAAAAACUCCUUCAACAGCAUAACCCUUGUACCUGCUCGGGGGGCAUAACAGUAUUACUCCCACAAACAUCAACCUCCUAUGGAUCCCGAGUCCUCAAUCGUAAGCCUCAUUUUACACAUGACUGUGGAGAUAAAACUGCAUAUCGGGCUGCCACAGAUUCCAAAUGGCAGUGUACUCUCAAACCUAAACUAGACUCUUCCCGCCCUGAGGAUCAAUGCCCAUCAGAAUGCAAUAGUACUAUCCACUACUCUGUGCACUCCUCCUGUUAUACUCAGUAUCAAACCUGUAAUGAGGGGAGUAAACAUUUAUUGUUUGCCACUAUAACAGGAGAUCAUGGGGGAAUAUUUGGAGGAGACUUAUCGUCUUCACGCCUCAGCUCUCCUCCCUGCCCCCCUAAGGGACAAGUGGCCUGCUGGUACCCUGCAGCCCCUGUGGGAGUGUCUGAUGGUGGUGGCCCUCAGGACACACUUACCAGGUUAAAAACACAAAAGAUGCUCGAAACCGCAUUCGAAAGCCUUUAUCCUUCUCUCCAAUACCACCCUCUGGCUAACAUCCGAUCUCGAGGAAUGGAAGGCUUAGAUGCCAACACCGCUGAUAUCCUCACCGAGUCCCAUAAAUUACUUAAUAUCUCUAACCCCUCCCUUGCAAACAGCUGUUGGCUCUGUCUGCGCCAGGGACCCCCCCUUCCUCUUGCCGUAUUUUUACCGCUUAAUAGUACCUCUAUGUUUAAUGAUUCCUCUAACGCUCAGCCUACACAUCCCUUUCCUGUUCUUCCUUACCCAGCUGAAAACAUCACUUGCCUUUAUAAACCUCCCCUUAAUAAUUCCUUUAAUAUUGAUGUAGGCCUCGCUCCCUUUUGUACAGAUAAUGAAACAAUAGAUUUCCCUCUUUACACCCCCAAUUCCACCGUAUUUGUAUGCAAGGAUAAUUUAGCCUAUACUGUCCUACCAGCAAAUUGGAGCGGUAAUUGCGCACAUGCUACGCUUUUCCCCAAUAUUAAAAUCAUUUCGGGAGAUACCCCUGUUCCCAUCCCCUCCUUUGAUUAUAUUGCGGGGCGACCGAAACGAGCUGUUCAAUUUAUUCCUUUAAUAGCUACAUUGGGAAUCUCCUCAGCGAUGGUUACAGGUUCAACAGGACUAGGAAUUGCGGUCCACAAAUAUAGACAAUUGUCCCAACAGCUUAUUAAUGAUGUACAAACCCUAUCCACCACCAUUCAGGACCUUCAGGAUCAAAUUGACUCCCUAGCGGAAGUCGUUCUCCAAAACCGUAGAGGCUUAGACUUGCUUACUGCCGAACAGGGAGGUAUUUGUUUGGCUUUACAGGAAACAUGCUGCUUCUACGCCAACAAGUCCGGCAUUGUUCGUGAUAAAAUCAAAACACUUCAAGAAGACCUGGAACGUCGUCGACGUGCCCUGGCUGAAAACCCCUUCUGGACUGGAUGGAAUGGACUGCUUCCCUAUUUGUUGCCACUUCUAGGCCCCUUUGCUGGAAUACUUAUACUAUCUGUAGGUCCUUGUCUCUUCAAUAGACUCGUGGCCUUCAUCAAACAACAAGUAGACAAUUUGGCAGCCAGGCCAAUUCAAAUACAUUACCAGAGUCUAGCCAUGCAAGAUCCCAUGGAAACUUAUCAUCCCCUCUCCGGCCAAUAAAGUAUAGCCAAUAAGGUCACGGUCCUUUCAACAGCUAACCUUCCCCCGUUCAUUGCUGUCCAGUCGGGAGCCCAGAAAGGGCCCCAGGCCUAUCAAUAAAAUGAGCAGUAAGCCAAUGACGGGCACCUUCCCGUACCCACACCCGCCUAAGACAGGAGUCCUUGGGGACUGGCAAGGAUAUCCAGCGACGGGUAAGAGGUGUUAGGGUUUCGGGUCGAUUCCUAAGACAGGCACUGCUCGUUCGUCAAACUUGGCCUAAACCACAGCUAUCCUUCUUAAAUUGAUAAAGAAGGGGGAUAUGUCAGGGACCAUGCAGUAGGUGGCCUUACCUCUUGGUAAUAGAAAAACCUGGCGUGUCAGAUAAAAUGUACUAUAAGCCAUGCGCCUGUAACCGCCCUGCCCCCCUCCCUAAUCUUGUAGAAGCCAUGCGCCUGUAACCGCCCUACCCCCCUUCCCUAAUCUUGUAGCUUCCCGUAACAGGGCCCCUUCCCGUAAUAGGGCCCCGCGGGUUUUUCUUGAUUGCGUCAGCACUGCAGUAGCGAAGACAAGCCCUUCCUCUUUCCCAUGCCUCAAUGAUAUAUAGUGAGCAGUUCAAAAAAUAAAGUUGCAGCUUGAUCAGCACUUGUCUUGCUGCCAUCCU